CUCCACCGAUAAUGAAGUCUAUUAAUCCUAUUCUCCACGGAUGAUAAGUCCAUUAAGCCAUGAUUUUGACCAAUUUAUUUUUGGAUGGCAUUUUCAUAAUUUUGUGGGCGUCGAAAGGCCAUUUUCUUUGGAUUUUGAAGACUAUAAAUCACGGAUUCGGCCUGAGGCUAUUCUUCAAUGAUGACUAAGUCCAUUAAGCACCGAUUAGGACGGAUAUAUUCCGGGUCAAUUUUUGGCAUUUUGCAAAGGUGUACUAUCACAGAUUUUGGGCGAAUUUUCCGAAAUGCCAUUUUCUUUCGAUUAUGGAGGCUAUAGAUCACGAAAUCAGGCCGUGGCUAUUCUCCACCGAUAAUGAAGUCUAUUGAUCCUAUUCUUCACGGAUGAUAAGUCCAUUAAGCACUGAUUUGGACGGAUUUUUUCCAUGUCAAUUUUUGGCAUAUUGGAAAGGGGUACCAUCACAGAUUUUGGGUGAUUUUUCCGAAAGGCAAUUUUCUUUGGAUUUUGAAGGUUACAAAUCACGGAUUCGCUCUGAGGCUAUUCUUCAACGAUGACUAAGUCCAUUAAACACCCAUUUGGACGGAUUUAUUCCAGGACAAUUUUUGGCAGACUGGAAAGGGGGUAUCAUCACAUAUUUUGGGUGAUUUUUCCGAAAGCCCAUUUUCUUUGGAUUUUGAAGGCUACAAAUCACGGAUUCGGCCUGAGGAUAUUCUUCAAUGAUGAUUAAGUCUAUUGUUCCUAUUAUCCAUGGAUGAUUAAUUCCAUUAAGCGAUGAUUUGGACCAAUUUAUUUUUGGAUGGCAUUUUCGUAAUUUUGUGGGCAUCGAAAUGAGAAUUUUCUUUGGAUUUUGAAGGCUACAAAUCACGGAUUCGGACUAAGACUAUUCUUCAACGAUUAUUAAGUCCAUUAAGCACAGAUUUGGAUGGAUUUAUUCCGGAUCAAUUUUUGACAGAUUGCAAAGGGGUACCAUCAUAGAUUUUGGGCAAUUUUUGCGAAAUGUCAUUUUUUUCGAUUCUAGAAGCUACAUAUCACGGAAUCAGGCCGAGGCUAUUCUCCAACGAUAAUGAAGUCUAUUGAUCCUAUUCUCCAUGGAUGAUAAGUCCAUUAAGCACCGAUUUGUGCCAAUUAUUUUUGGAUGGCAUUUUCGUAAUUUUGUUGGCUUCGAAAGACCAUUUUCUUUGGAUUUUGAAGGCUACAAAUCACAUAUUCGGUCUAAGGCUAUUCUUCAAUGAUGAUUAAGUCUAUUAAGAGCCGAUUUGGACGGAUUUAUUCCGGGUCAAUUUUUGGCAAAUGACAAAGGUGUACCAUCACAGAUUUUGGGCGAUUUUCCGAAAUGCCAUUUUCUUUCAAUUCUGGAGGCUACAGAUCACGGAAUCAGGCCGAGGCUAUUCUCCACCGAUAAUGAAGUCUAUUGUCCACGGAUGAUUAAGUCCAAUAAGCACCGAUUUGGGCCAAUUUAUUUUCGGAUGACAUUUUCUUAAUUUUGUCGGCGUCGAAAGACUAUUUUCUUUGGAUUUUGAAGGCUACUGAUCACGGAUUCUACUUGUGGCUAUUCUUCAAUGAUGAUUAAGUCCAUUUAGCACCAAUUUGGGCGGAUUUUUUCCAGGUCAAUUUUUGGCAAUUUCCAAAGGGGUACCAUCACAGAUUUUGGGCAACUUUUCCGAAAUUCCAUUUCUUUCGAUUCUAGAGGCUACAGAUCACGGAAUCAGGCUGAGGCUAUUCUCCACCGUUAAUGAAGUCUAUUGAUCCUAUUCUCCACGGAUGAUUAAGUCCAUUAAGCCAUGAUUUUGACAAAUUUAUUUUCGGAUGGCAUUUUCGUAAUUUUGUGUGCGUCGAAAGGCCAUUUCCUUUGGGUUUUGAUGGCUACAAAUCACAGAUUCAGCCUGAGGCUAUUCUUCAACGCUGAUUAAGUCCAUUAAGCACCGAUUUGGACGGAUUUAUUCCGGGGAAAGUUUUGGCAGAUUGAAAGGUGUACCAUCACAGAUUUUGGGCGAAUUUUUCGAAAUGUCAUUUCUUUCGAUUCGAGAGGCAAUAGAUCACGGAAUCAGGCCGGGACUAUUCUCAACCUAUACUGAAGUUUAUUGAUCGUAUUCUCCACGGAUGAUAAGUCCAUUAAGCACCGAUUUGUGCCAAUUUAUUUUCGGAUGACAUUUUUGUAAUUUGAGUGCGUCGAUAGGCCAUUUUAUUUGGAUUUUGAAGGCUACAAAUCACGGAUUCGGCCUAAGGCUAUUCUUCAACGAUGAUUAAGUCCAUUAAGCACCGAUUUGGAUGGAUUUACUCCAGGUCAAUUUUUGGCAGAUUGCAAAGCGGUACCAUCACAGAUUUUGGGCGAUUUUUUCGAAAUGCCAUUUUCUUUCGAUUGUGGAGGCUAAAUAUCACGAAAUCAGGCCGGGACUAUUCUCCACCAAUAAUGAAGUUUAUUAAUCUUAUUCUCCACCGAUAAUGAAGUCUAUUAAUCCUAUUCUCCACGGAUGAUAGCACAUUAAGCACCGAUUUGGGCCAAUUUUUUUUCAGAUGGCAUUUUCGUAAUAUUGUGGGCGUCGAAAGGCCAUUUUCUUUGGAUUUUGUAGGCUACAGAUCACGGAUUUGGCCUGAGGCUAUUCUUCAACGAUGAUUAGUCCAUUAAGCACCGAUUUGGGCGGAUUUAUUCCGGUUCAUUUUUUGGCAGGUUGCAAAGGGGGUACCAUAACAGAUUUUGGGCGAUUUUCCGAAAUGCCAUUUUCUUUUGAUUCUGGAGGCUACAGAUCACGGAAUCAGGCCGAGGCUAUUCUACACCGAUGAUGAAGUCUAUUGAUCCUAUUCUCCAUAGAUGAUAAGUACAUUAAGCACCGAUUUGGGCCAAUAUAUUUUCGGAUGGCUUUUUCGUAAUUUUGUGGGCGUCGAAAGGCCAUUUUCUUUGGAUUUUGUAGGCUACAGAUCACGGAUUUGGCCUGAGCCUAUUCUUCAACGACGAUUAGUCCAUUAAGCACCGAUUUGGGCGGAUUUAUUUCGGCUAAUUUUUUGGCAAGUUGCAAAGGGGGUACCAUCACAGAUUUUGGGUGAUUUUCCGAAAUGUAAUUUUCUUUCAAUUCUGGAGGCUAUAGAUCACGGAAUCAGGCCGAGGCUAUUCUAUACCGAUGAUGAAGUCUAUUGAUCAUAUUCUCCACAGAUGAUAAGUCCAUUAAGCACCGAAUUGGGCCAACAUAUUUUCAGAUGACAUUUUCGUAAAUUUGUGUGCGUCGAAAGGGCAUUUUCUUUGGAUUUUGAAGGCUGCAGAUAACGGAUUCGGCCUGAGGCUAUUCUUCAACAAUGAUUAAUUCCAUUAAGCACCGAUUUGGGCGGAUUUAUUCCAGUUAAUUUUUUGGUAAGUUGCAAAGGGGGUACCAUCACAGAUUUUGGGCGAUUUUCCGAAAUGCCAUUUUCUUUCGAUUCUGGAGGCUAAAAAUCAAGGAAUCAUGCCGAGGCUAUUCUACACUGGUAAUGAAGUCUUUUGAUCCUAUUUUCCAAAGAUGAUAAGUCCAUUAAGCACUGAUUUGGGCCAAUAUAUUUUCGGAUGACAUUUUCGUAAUUUUGAGUGCGUCGAAAGGCCAUUUUCUUUGGAUUUUGAAGGAUACAAAUCACGGAUUCGGCAUAAAGCUAUUCUUCAACGAUGAUUAAGUCCAUUAUGCACUGAUUUGCACAGAUUUACUCUGGGUCAAUUUUUGGCAGAUUGCAAAGGGGUACCAUCACAGAUUUUGGGCGAUUUUUCCGAAAUGCCAUUUUCUUUCGAUUCUGCAGGCUACAGAUCACGGAAUCAGGCCGAGGAUAUUCUCCACCAAUAAUGAAGUCUAUUGAUCCUAUUCUCCACGGAUGAUAAGUCCAUUAAGCAUCGAUUUGGCUAAUUUAUUUUUCAAUGACAUUUUCUUAAUUUUGUGGGCGUCGAAAGGCCAUUUUCUAUGGAUUUUGAAGGCUACAGUUAAUGGAUCCGGCCUGAGGCUAUUUUUCAACGAUGAUUAAGUCCAUUAAGCACCGAUUUGGACGGAUUCAUUCCGGGUCAAUUUUUGGCAGAUUGCAAAGGGGUACCAUCACAGAUUUUGGGCGGUUUUUCCGAAAUGUCAUUUUCUUUCGAUUCUGGAGGCAAUAAAUCAUGGAAUCAGGCCGAGACUAUUCUCUACCGAUAAUGAAGUCUAUUGAUCCAAUUCUCCACGGAUGAUAAGUCCAUUAAGCCAUGAUUUGGAACAAUUUAUUUUCGUAUAGCAUUUUCAUAAUUUUUCGGGUGACGAAAAGCCAUUUUCUUUUGAUUUUGAAGGCUACAAAUCAUGGAUUCGGCCUAAGGCUAUUCUUCAAAGAUGAUAAAGUCCAUUAAGCACCGAUUUGGACAGAUUUAUUCCUGGUCAAUUUUUGGCAGAUUGCAAAGGGGUACCACCACAGAUUUUGUGCUAUUUUUUCGAAAUGUCAUUUGCUUUAGAUUCUGGUGGCAAUAUAUCACGGAAUCAGGCCGAGACUAUUCUCCACCGAUAAUGAAGUCUAUUGAUCUUAUUCUCCAUGGAUAAUAAUCCAUUAAGCACCGAUUUGGGACAAUUUAUUUUCAAAUGCAAUUUUCGUAAUUUGCGUCGAAAGGCCAUUUUCUUUGGAUUUUGAAGGCUACAGAUAACGGAUUCGGCAUAAAGCUAUUCUUCAAUGAUGAUUAAGUCCAUUAAGCACCGAUUUGGACGGAUUCAUUUCUGGUCAAUUUUUGGCAGAUUGCAAAGGGGAUAUCAUCUCAUAUUUUGGGCGAUUUUUCAGAAAUAUCAUUUUCUUUCGAUUCUGGAGGCUACAGAUCACGGAAUCAGGCCGAGACUAUACUCCACCGAUAAUGAAGUCUAUUGAUCCUAUUCUCCACGGAUGAUAAGUCCAUUAAGCACCGAUUUGGACCGAUUUAUUUUUCGAUGGCAUUUUCGUAAUUUUGUGGGUGUCGAAAAGCCAUUUUCUAUGGAUUUUGAAGGCUAUAGAUAACGGAUCCGGCCUGAGGCUAUUUAUCAACGUUGAUUAAGAACAUUAAGCACCGAUUUGGAAGGAUUCAUUCCGGGUCAAUUUUUGACAGAUUGCAAAGGGGGUACCAUCACAGAUUUGGGCGAUUUUUCCGAAAAGUCAUUUUCUUUUGAUUUUGGAGGCAAUAAAUAACGGAAUCAGGCCGAGACUAUUCUCCACCGAUAAUGAAGUCUAUUUAUCCUAUUCUCCACGGAUGAUAAGUCCCUUAAGCACCGAUUUGGGCAAAUUUAUUUUCGGAUGGCAUUUUCGUAAUUUUUGUGCAUCGAAAGCCCAUUUUCGUUUUAUUUUGAAGGCUACUAAUCACGGAUUCGACAUAAGGCUAUUCUUCAACGAUGAUUAAGUCCAUUAAGCACCGAUUUGCACGGAUUUACUCCGGGUCAAUUUUUGGCAGAUUGCAAAGGGCCAUCACAGAUUUUGGGCGAUUUUUCCUAAAUGCAAUUUUCUUUCGAUUUUGCAGGCUACAGAUCACGGAAUCAGGCCAAGGCUAUUCUCCACCGAUAAUGAAGUCUAUUGAUCCUAUUCUCCAUGGAUGAUAAGUCCAUUAAUCACCGAUUUGAGCCGAUUUAUUUUUGGAUGGCAUUUUCGUAAUUUUGUGGACGUCGAAAGGCCAUUUUCUAUGGAUUUUGAAGGCUACAGAUAACGGAUUCGGCCUGAGGCUAUUUUUCAAAGAUGAUUAAGUCCAUUUAGCACUGAUUUGGACGGAUUCAUUCCGGGUCAAUUUUUGGCAGAUUACAAAGGGGGUAUCAUCACAUAUUUUGGGCGAUUUUUCCGAAAUGUCAUUUUCUUUCGAUUCUAGAAGCUACAGAUCACGGAUUCUGGCCGAGGCUAUUCUCCACCGAUAAUGAAGUCUAUUGAUCCUAUUCUCCACGGAUGAUCAGUCCAUUAAGCACCGAUUUGGGUCGAUUUAUUUUUUGAUGACAUUUUCGUAAUUUUGUGUGCGUCGAAAUACCAUUUUCUUUGGAUUUUGUAGGCUACAGAAUACGGAUUCGGCCUGAGGCUAUUCUUCAACGAUGAUUAAGUCCAUUAAGCAUAGAAUUGGCCGGAUUUAUUCCGUGUCAAUUUUUGACAAAUAACAUAGGGGUACCAUCACAGAUUAUGGGCGAUUUUCCGGAAUGUCAUUUUCUUUCGAUUCAAGAGGCUACAGAUCACGGAAUCAGGCCGAGGCUAUUCUCCACCGAUAAUGAAGUCUAUUGAUCCUAUUCCCCUUGGAUGAUAAGUCCAUUAAGCACCGAUUAGGGCCAAUUUAUUUUCUGAUGGCAUUUUCGUAAUUUUGUGGGCUUCGAAAGGCCAUUUUCUUUGAAUUUUGAAGGCUACAGAUCACUGUUUUGGCCUGAGGCUAUUCUUCAACGAUGAUUAACUCCAUUAAUCACCGGUUUGGACGGAUAUAUUCCUGGUCAAUAUUUGGCAGAUUACAAAGGGGUACCAUCACACAUUUUGGGCGAUUUUUUUGAAAAUUUAUUUUCUUUCGAUUCUGGAGGCUACAGAUUACGGAAUCAAGCCGAGGCUAUUCUCCACCGAUAAUGAAGUCUAUUGAUCCUAUUCUCCACGGAUGAUAAGUCCAUUAUGCAGCGAAUUGGGCCAAUUUAUUUUAGGAUGUCAUUUUUGUAAUUUUGUGGGCGUCGGAAGGCCAUUUUCUUUCGAUUUUGAAGGCUACAGAUCACGGAUUCGGCCUCAGUCUAUUCUUCAAAGAUGAUUAAGUCCAUUAAGCAUCGAUUUGAGCGGAUUUAUUCCUGGUCAAUUUUUGGCAGAUUUGAAAGGGGUACCAUAUAGAUUUUGGGCGAUUUUUCCGAAAUGUCAUUUUCUUUCUGUUCAGGAGGCUACAGAUCACGGAAUCGGGCCGAGGCUUUUCUCCACCAAUAAUUAAGUCUAUUGAUCCUAUUCUCCUAGUAUGAUAAGUACAUUAAGCACCGACUUGUGCCAAUUUAUUUUUUGAUGGCAUUUUCGUAAUUUUUGGGCGUCGAAAUGCCAUUUUUUUUGGAUUUUGUAAGCUACAGAUCACGGAUUCUGCCUGAGGCUAUUCUUCAAUGAUUAUUAAUUCCGUUAAGCACCGAUUUGGGCAGAUUUAUUCCUGGUUAAUUUUUGGCAGAUUCGAAACCAUCACAGAUUUUGGGCGAUUUUCCGAAAUGCCAUUUUCUUUUGAUUCUGGAGGCUAUAGAUCACGGAAUUAGGCCGAGGCUAUUCUCCAACGAUAAUGAAGUCUAUUGAUCCUAUUCUCCACAGAUGAUAAGUCCAUUAAGCACCGAUUCAGACCAAUUUAUUUUCGGACGGAAUUUUUCGUAAUUUUGUGUGCGUCGAAAGGCCAUUUUCUUUGGAUUUUGAAGACUGCAAAUAACGGAUUUGGCCUGAGGCUAUUCGUCAACGAUGAUUAAGUCCAUUAAGCACCGAUUUGGACGAAUUCAUUCGGGUCAAUUUUUGGCAUAUUGCAAAGGGGGUAUCAUCACAUAUUUUGGACUAUUUUUCCGAAAUGCCAUUUUCUUUCUAUUCUGGAGGCUACAAAUCACGGAAUCAGGCCGAGGCUAUUCUCCACCGAUAAUGAAGUCUAUUGAUCCUAUUCUCCACGGAUGAUAAGUCCAUUAAGCACCGAUUUGGGCGGAUUUAUUUGAUGGCAUUUUCGUAAUAUUGUGGGCGUCGAAAUGCCAUUUUCUUUGGAUUAUGUAGGCUAUAGAUCACGGAUUCGACCUGAGGCUAUUCUUCAACGAUGAUUAAGCCCAUUAAGCACCGAAUUGGCCGGAUUUAUUCCGGUUCAUUUUUUGGAAGGUUGCAAAGGGGUACCAUCACAAAUUUUUGGCGAUUUUUCGAAAUGUCAUUUUCUUUCGAUUCUGGAGGCUAUAGAUCACAGAAUCAGACCGAGGCUAUUCUACACCGAUAAUGAAGUCUAUCGAUCCUAUUCUCCACAGAUGAUAAGUCCAUUAAUCACCGAUUUGGGCCAAUUUAUUUUCGGAUGGCAUUUUUGUAAUUUUUUGUGUGUCGAAAGGCCAUUUUCUUUAGAUUUUGAAGGCUGCUGCUCACGGAUUCGUCCUGAGGCUAUUCUUCAACGAUGAUUAAGUCCAUUAAGCACAUAUUUGGGCGAAUUUAUUUCGGGUCAAUUUUUGGCAGAUUCCAAAGGGGUACCAUCACAGAUUUGGGGCAUUUUUUCCGAAAUGCCAUUUUCUUUCUAUUCUGGAGGCUACAGAUCACGGAAUAUUACCGAAGAAUUUCUCCUCCGAUAAUGAAGUCUAUUGAUCCUA
Molecule: messenger RNA, 8213 nt
Organism: Linum trigynum
Lineage: Eukaryota; Viridiplantae; Streptophyta; Magnoliopsida; Malpighiales; Linaceae
Source: the annotation of a GenBank genome assembly